GACGAGCAUCCUCCUUUACCAGAAAGUGCUUCACCCAUUGUAAAGGAUUUUUUAAUGCAAUGCUUUCAAAAGGAUAGUAAUCUUCGUGUGUCUGCUAGGAAAUUGCUAAGACAUCCCUGGAUAACAAAUGUUCAAAAGAAGGCUGCUGACACGAGACUGGAGCCGAGGGUAUCAACUGAUUAUGAUGAAGUGGUAAAAAGCGUUAAAAAGUGGAAUGAGGCAUUAAAAGGUUCCCAUUGGAAUCCGCCUCAAACACCACACGGGAGGAGGAGAAGUGAAUCCUUAAGAUUAGCGGCCACUAUGCCACGUAUCCAAUUUCAACAGUCUUUACAAUUCAGCGGCUCGUCUUCUCCGACUCCGAAAAUAUCAUUGGGCAAUAUUGAUAAUGUUAACGGUGGUAGUGAUAAUAAUUGGGAAAAGAUAAUGGCUUUAAAUUCGAAUCUUCUAUUCACUCCUUCGGCUCAACAAAGCAAUCGCCUGUCGGUCACGGUUGAACCUGAAGAUGAAGAAAAUAAUAAUUGGGAUGAUGAUUUUGUGGAUUCAAUACCAUACUCCAAAAUUGCUGAACAUCAAAAUCGGAAAUUAGGUCAUAAAUCAUCUGAAGAGGAUCAAACGAUACGACUUGCUCAAAACAAAAAUGAAAAAAAAAAUAAGGAUAAGGGAAAGAAACCGAUGGUCAAUAAAGUGCAAAAAGAGGAAGAAAAGUUCACGGAAGCAACUGUAAUAGAGGAUACGGUUAGAUUGACGUCCGGGGGGAUGAGUAGUAAUUGGGAGUCGACGCAGGAUACCAUCAUUCGGUUACCAAAGAAAAUUAUGAGUCCAAAGGAAAAUGCUAAAAAGAACAACGGCACAGCGUUGGCAAAAUCACCUGUACCGAUUGAUGACAAACAAAAGAUCUCUACCAGACCGGUACAACCGGUCAUAAAAACGCUCAAGCAACAUGCUCGUGCCCAUAGCGCAAAUUAUACUCACGAGUCUUCAAUCAACAAGUCGCCGCUACUUCCCCUACCUACGCAAAAAUCUGUAUCUUCAACUGUUUCAGCAACUGCAACAACACCUUCGUCAAGAAGAACUCCUCUUUUCAAAAAGGACCCCAAAAUUGAGAUACCGGAUUCGCUCACCUCUCCGCCGUCAUCACCUUCCGGGCUAUAUGAUGAUUCUCCAAGUCCUAGUGAGAUAUAUCAGUAUCGAGAAUCCGACGAUGAUGAUGAUUACAACAACAUUUUCCGUAAUGAAUCUGAGGAUGACGAAGACGGCUCAAAUCACACUUUGAAAUUGAAUACGCGCUUAUCGAACAAAAGUAACAGUUGGUUGAGGGAUGAUGUAAGUGAUGAAGACGAUCCAUUCGCAGAGAUGGAAGAGAACUAUUAUGAAAUGGAUAUGGAUACGCACAUUGCCAUGGACAAGUUUGUGCGGGCGUCUGGUCGCUUGGAAGAGCUUAUCAGUGCACUGCAGCCAAGUGAGAGCGAAGAACGAUUGGUGUUUUUGUGUACCCAAAUAACCGAACUGUUAAUUGAACAUAAAAACCUCAAAAACCAUUUCAUAAUAUUCCACGGUGUAAUUCCCAUAAUGGAGAUGCUGGAGAUAUGUUCUUACAAUAAC
Messenger RNA from Acaulospora morrowiae, 1602 nucleotides. NCBI's taxonomy places the organism in Eukaryota, Fungi, Glomeromycota, Glomeromycetes, Diversisporales, Acaulosporaceae. The record is from the annotation of a GenBank genome assembly.